Molecule: messenger RNA, 2354 nt
Organism: Pistacia vera
Lineage: Eukaryota; Viridiplantae; Streptophyta; Magnoliopsida; Sapindales; Anacardiaceae
Product: probable ADP-ribosylation factor GTPase-activating protein AGD14
Exons: 13
Coding region: 225-2267 (680 amino acids)
Molecular function (GO): GTPase activator activity
Source: RefSeq, a predicted model, not a curated record
AAAAAACUAAAGGCACUCAGCGUUUUUGUCCCCAAUUGAGCUGAUUGAGCUUCUCCUAGACCCAGUCUGCUCCUCAACGAAAUUCAAAAACCCCAAAAAACCCUUCUCCUUUCAUCGAAAUCUUUGAUUUUUCCUCAACUGGGUUCUGGUCUUUUGGGGUCGAAUUUCACGAGGAAUUCCUUAAAAUUUGAGCUUGAUUUUGAAGGUCUAGGGUUGUUUCAGAUAUGGGAAGUAGAAAAGAAGAAGAGAGGAAUGAGAAGAUUAUAAGAGGUCUCAUGAAGCUGCCUCCGAAUCGACGUUGUAUUAACUGCAACAGCUUGGGUCCGCAAUAUGUUUGUACCAAUUUUUGGACUUUUGUUUGCAUGACUUGCAGUGGGAUACAUCGUGAGUUUACUCAUCGUGUGAAGUCCGUAUCGAUGUCUAAGUUUAGCUUGCAAGAAGUUGAAGCACUUCAAAAUGGGGGUAAUCAGCGUGCAAGGGAAAUAUAUCUGAAGAAUUGGGAUCCACAAAGGCAAAGAUUACCUGAUAGCAGCAAAGUUGAUAAGGUCCGAGAGUUUAUAAAGAGUGUGUAUGUUGAUAGAAGAUAUGCUGGAGGAAAGACAUCUGAGAAACCUCCAAAAGAUAUGCAGGGCCUAGGAAGUCGUGAAGAUGAGACCAGGCGUGCCAGUUCUUAUCAUUCUUAUUCCCAAAGUCCACCUUAUGACUAUCAAUAUGAAGAUCGGCGUUAUGGAAAGCAAAAUGCUUCACUUACCAGGAAACCUGGUUCAGAUAGAGGCCACUAUGUUGGGAAGAUCUCAAGUUUUGUCUACAGUCCUGGUCGGAUGAGUGAUCAAAUGUUUGAGGACAGGUUUGCUAAUGAGGGCUCUGGUUCUAGGGUUUCUGACUUCUCUGUGUCUAGUGGAGGUGAUCCAUUCAGGUCUGGUACAGAAUCUCCUAACUUUGAGAAGGAUAUGGGAUUUAACAGCCCACCUGUUCAGCCUUCAAGGGAUAUUUCAUCCUCAAUGGCAAAUUUCAGGAGAGAAGUAGAUGGCAUUCCACGUCCACAGAGAACAACAUCCUUGGGAAGCUUUGGAUCAUUUGACAGCAACUCUGUGUCUCUCAAGUCGUAUAAUUCAGGUAGCUUUUUAGAUGUUGUCUCAGAACCCGAACAAGCUGCUGUAGCCCGCCAGGAUAAAAUAUCCACUGUCGCACAACCCUCUGGUCCAGUGAAUUAUGGUGGCUUGGACCUUUUUCAGGCACCGGUUGUAGAAGAAUCAGUAUCCUCUGCUGCUCCAAUUGAUUUGUUUCAGCGACCAGCAACAUCAACUCGUGUGAAUGUGUUUCAAACGUCACAAGCAUCUUCUGCUCCAUCUGUCAAUUUUCAUCAGCCUCCCCAAACUGCACCUAAAUCUUUAGAUUUCUUUGAUAUUCCUGAGCAGUCAUCCACUUCAACCUUGGAUAUAAAAUCUCAGGAGUUUUCUGAUCCAAAAAAUGAAGGAUGGGCAACAUUUGAUACACCACCUACAGCAUCCAUUCCAAAAAAUGAAAGUCUUUCCCCUCCUAUAGUUCCUGUUAAUGGAGUUUCUUUAGUCAAAUUUGACCAACAUACAUCCGUCAAUACAACUUCUCAGUGGCCAACAGUUCUAAAUUCUGGUGCUCACCCUCCUACCCCAUCUGAUCUGUGGUUUGAUGGUUUAAACAAUGUUCAAGCUCCCACUAUGGCUACUAACACUCAGUCAUGGAAUGCUUUCAAUGAUUCUACCGGCCAUCUUCCUUUGGAGGGAGUUGAGCAAAAUUUUGAACCACAAUUAGCAGCUAAUCAGCCUUCAUCAACUACAGAUCAGCAUUUCAACGACUCUAAUCAUGGUGGAAAUCACAGCGCUGUCUCACUACAUGGACCACAACCAAUGAGUGUACCGUCACACAUUGAUGUGGGGCCACUAUGUACACCAUCAGUGCUUCCUCUAGUGGGAGAGACACAAACACAGGCCACUGAUCUUAAAUCAACAAACCCGUUUGAUUUUCCUUAUGAUUCUGAUUUGGAGCAGAAGAAUAUGUUCUUGGACAUGAGCUCCUUGCAAACUGCACUCCCAAAUGCACAGUUAACAUCCACCUUCCUUGGUGGUGCAACUCAAUCAUGGUUUUCUCAAGAUCCAGUGACUCCUUUUAUCCCUGCAGCAUCACAGGGUGGCUUUGCCUACAUGUCUGGACAGGCACCAACCCCUCAAUUACAGAAUGUCCCAGCACAAGGGCCUGUUGCUUCUGUUGGAGGAAAUCCAUUCGCUUAGAAUUCCUCCGGCAAAACUUGUGUUCCGACUAUGUCAAGUUGGUAGUGAAAAUUUUCUUGUGACUAAUUGUAGCGUGUUAUUUAUUAC